AACGCGCCUGAAACCUCUCACGGUAAUUCACGUGCAUCACGUGUCGGUCGCUGCCCGGACAGAAUUGCUGAUGUUAGAUCGCGGAAGAUGAUGUCUCAGGUGCCCCUAUUGGUGGUCCUGUCGUGCUUCACCCUCGUCAAGUGCGGGGACCUGGUUGUCGAUGACGCGGGAGGCAUCAUUAAAGUCCACUCUGACUGUAGCAAAACAAAAGAUGGCUUGUCGACCAUUACCCUGUGUGCUGAUCACCCCGUCGUUGUGACAUUCUUAUGCAAGGGUGGCGUUGUUGCUACGCCGCAAACACAAGACGGAGUCACGUACAUCCAAACAGCCGCCUUCCUACCUAAAAAAGGACCUGCCUGUCUGUUUGAGAAAAUGGCGAAAUCUGAAGUGUACAAGCUGAAAGUGCAGGUUGCCAGGGAGUCGAAAGUUGGGAACGUCGGCGUGAGUGACGACCACAACAACUUCCUCGUCACGUGCAGAUACGACGCCGAAGCGAAAAAUAUAACGGAACGGGAGACGAUCGAUGUCGGAAAACAUAUUUUCGAGGAGAUUUUUACAAACAGUGGCAGGCGACUGAGCAACAUUCCAGUCCAAAUGGCUGCCGUCGACGUACUCGGAAAACCAGUCAAAGUCGUCACCCUUGGUCGUAUCGUCAAGCUCCGUGCGAAGCUUACAGGAUCACAGCGUCUGAUUCCCGUCAGCUGUACGGCUGCCAACGGCUUCAGGGAGUAUCGGGUUCUGCUUGGGGGGUGCGGCGACGGCCUUGUGUUCCGGAAGAAGUCUGGUUUCAGGGUGAGGGGCAGAAUCAUCGACAGCCCAUACUUCACGGCCUUCCGUCUUCCGGGGACGAUGAAGAUGUGGUUCAAAUGCAACUUUACCGUCUGUCCUUUCGCAGCCAAGUGCGAUGGGAGUUCCUGCUACAUUGGCAACAGAAAAAGAUCGAAACGAUCCGCAGCAGCGUAUCAUCUACAAACAGGGAUGGAACAUGACAUGCCGGACGAGGACGAGGCGUCUGACAUUGUAGCCGCGACGUCUCCCGUCACCAUCACGCUGUCCUCCUCCAACCGACGACGACGACGACGGCGUGGUACAUGCCGCAUAAACCCCCACGCAUUCCUCUCUCGACGACCUCCGUGUCGUUCCGCCCCUCCAUAACACCAUCAGUAUUGAUGUACUCCUUUGGCAAUUAAAGUGGUGGUAGUGUU
Messenger RNA from Haliotis rufescens (red abalone), 1205 nucleotides. Its product is annotated as vitelline envelope sperm lysin receptor-like. Lineage: Eukaryota; Metazoa; Mollusca; Gastropoda; Lepetellida; Haliotidae. The record is from RefSeq and is a predicted model, not a curated record. The transcript is spliced from 10 exons. Bases 88 to 1155 code for a protein of 355 amino acids.